Molecule: messenger RNA, 13443 nt
Organism: Lymnaea stagnalis (great pond snail)
Lineage: Eukaryota; Metazoa; Mollusca; Gastropoda; Lymnaeidae
Source: the annotation of a GenBank genome assembly
UCUCACGUGACAACAGAUCAUGUGACAACACGAAAAGUUAAAAUGGCCAUUCUACGGGCAUCAGAUAGUGAGUGGGUUUGGCUUUUUCACUCCUAUAUUUUUUUAUGUUGUUGAUUAUUUUGUGUUUCAGUUCAAUCGUCUAUAAUUUAAGAUAUGAAUUUAAAUAAUAAUGUACUUAACUUGGAGAGAUUAAAAUUUAAGAAAUAGUGUAUCUUAUCUCGGCACUGUACUAUAGUUGUUCCAGUACUAGUACUCAGUAGUCUGUAGUCAGUAGUCAGCAGUAGAGUCAGAGCAGUAAUCAGUUACAAGUUACAGUUACAGUCUACACAAUAAUACUCUUCUUCUACAGUUCAUUAGAGUUAGACUUGAUAAAGUUAAUUAGUAGUCAGUAGUAUGAGUAGUUUAAAAUUUGGGUACCAAAAAUUGUAAAAUAGUAUUCAGAGUUCAAUUUCGAUAGUCAAUAGUCUAAAUAUUCAUUCAUAAUGGAUUAUGGAUAAAAUUGACUGAAAAAUUCACUUCAUUCAGUCCUCAAGCUCUUAUUUGUCUGUUAGUAUUAGCUCAUUACUGUUAGUACUAUUACUUAACACCAGCACAUCUUAAACUGGAACUCCUCAGAACGGCGGUCCCAAAUUAAAAAUAGAAUACUAUUCAUAUUCAUUAGAAAUUGUCCGGCUAAUAGCCGCCGAUAAUUGAUGACAUAUUUGUUUACGUCUAAUUCUCUACUUAUGAAGAUCGCGAUCUUCAUCAGUCGCGAUCUUCAUCAGUCUUUUUGACUGAAAGAUAAAGAAAUUUAUAGAAGAAGGAAAAUAAAAAAAAAUGCAAGAAAGGUACAAAAGUUAUCUCUGUUGAAUUGCUUUGCUUUUUUUGUUUAGAGUAUUAGACGGUUUUCAGCAAGCCACACUAACCAAACCAUACUCAUACUCAAACAGUGCCUUCAGCAUUUUGUCAUAAGUUUGUAGAAUGUUUCCUGACAAAAUAUUAUCUGAAAUAUGGUGUUGUUUAUUUUAUAUUAUUACAAGCAAUAGUAAGUCUGCAAAAAAAAUUUGAAGUAAAAAAUUAUGUCACCAAUUAUCGGCGGCUAUUAGGUUGGUAGCCGAACAAUUUCUAACGAAAAGUAUCCAAUUUUUAAUUUGGGAUCGCCCUUCUGAGGAGUGCCCUUAAACUUAACUUGACUUAAGUUUAAGUCUUAAGACAUACCAGUUAAUCACCUCUUCUCCUGAAUUCAGAUAGGGAUUUCCACCUCCAGAUUUCUCAGUAUUAAUAAAUAUAAUGUGCGCUUUUUGGGCAGUGCAUACUCAAUUUUAGACAGAUGGAUAACAAGAAACGCCUUUAUAAAUGGCAGUGUAAUAAAUUCAAAGUUGGACAACAGAAACUUAAAUCUCACGGUUCAUUUAAAUUUUGUUUCAUUGAUAUCAUUCAUUAAGACAAAGACAGUGUAUUACGGUAGAAACUACUUGGAGUAGGAAACAAUAAUUACAAAUCUGUUUGUGUAAUGCAUUGCAAGAAAUGCAGUGUUACUAAGUGAUCAUUUUAUUUCUAUAAUUAUAUAAUUAAAUUUAUUUAAUAUUACUAUCCAUGACUACCAUUAGAGACCAUUAGUCAUUAUUCCUAUUUAUUACUGUAACGGACAAUGUUUUCACAUGAAAACAGAGAGGUAGCAUGAGUGAACAAUGAAUGGUGUUGACCAUGUUUUUGUCCACGAGGACAAUGAAUUGUAUUUUGAGAUACAAAUGUGAGCUCCACGUUUUUGGAGAGUAAAAUUAUGUUUUUGUCAGAGCGAUUGUUUUGCACGCUUUGCUGGUAAUAAAGUAUGAGUUGACUGAGAUAGUAGAGAGCUGAGCGCAGAGCAGUAGAGUCAGUAGCGUGAGAGCUGUGUGAUUAUACAGUUGACAGUUUAGUGUGAGGACGUGUCUUUCUUAAUGAUGGAAUACUAUAGAUAUAUAUGUGAAAUUACAUUAUUAUCAAUAUAAAGUGUGUUCAAUAAAGUACUGUAAGUUUAACCAGGAUUCAGUAUUCUUAUUUGCGUGCCCGGAUUAUAAGUGGAAGAAUGAAGAAGCCUUAGUCGGCAUCCUGAAAUAUCAACAUAACAUAAGUAACCAUACUACUGACAUAACCUACAGCAUAAGAAAUAAGAUCCCACGCCAUGUCAGAGUAGGUGUGUUACAAUUACUAAUAUUACUAUGGCAUGGCUCAAUUUAACAUGCUAACACUUUCAAAAAAUAAAAGCAAGUGUGAUCUUCUUUUUUUGAAGUUUAUGUUAUUUAGAGCCAAAAGAAAUCAGUGAGAAUUGUAGGGUAUAUUAAAUUAUAUUAUUUAUUAAUUAUUAUUUGACUCCGGCUGGAAAUUUAACAUAUUUUAAAAACAAAGUGCUUAGAGUUAGAGCUUAAAAAAAUAUCUAUCCUAAUGAUAUUUUCCUCUUGUACUGUACGGUGAAAAAAGAGGUUAAAUUUUGAUGAUAAACUGAACUCAGUAACUUUGACAAGACUGACGUUACGAUACAUCACUUCAUUAAUUUAAAUACAGGAAUCUGAAAUUACUACAGCUAGCAUAAUUUACAGAAGAAUUCUGUGUAAUUACAUUUAAAUUGUUAUAAAAUCAAUUAAAUGAAUCCAUUUUUUUUUCAAAUUGCUAUUGAGCAGUGUAAAACGAAAAUUGGGCUUAAAACAAGUUAUAUCAUUAAAAAAAUUAGAUCUAGCCAUUUAUGAAUCACGUAAACAUGCUAAAAUUUGUGUGCUGUAAAGGGGAGAUCAUUCAUUUUAAAAUUUCAAAAUAAAUAAUGAUAGAAAAGUUAUAAAUGAUACUUCUUUUGAGUUUUCAUAUUUUCCUUUACAGUUUUUCAUGCCGUUGUACAGUUUUUUGACCCCCAUGGGUUUGCUUAUGAUUUUAUAUAAUGCCAGGAAUUAAGGAAAGAAUAUUUCUGACAGUGGCUAAAUUCUUUCCUUAGAGAGACCUUUUAAUGGCACUCUGGGGUGCGGUACUUUAUUUUGUUUUGGUUUUCAUUCCAGGGGGCUAUCGCUUUUUGGUGCUCUUCUUCAACUGUAUGUUGACAUUUGGAUCUUACUUUUGUUUUGAUAUGCCAAGUGUCCUACAAGAUGUAUUUACAAAGGUAACAUUUUUUAAAGUGGCUGCAAGGUUUUUGUAAUUGCUAUAUUUUUUUUAAAGCAAUCAUUCCCUGACAUUAUACAAAUAAAUACAUAAGACUUUAAGAUAGUUAUUUAUAGUUGAUAUAACAUUCUUCCAAAUGUAUGCUUUAUCUCAGACAGCUAACUUUUUUUCCAGUUUUAAUAUUUGCAAUGCUAUUGUGCGAGCAAUUUAAAAAAGCUUUUAAUAAUAAUAAAAAAUGGUUAUAAAAGCUGGAUAAAUUGAUUAAUUUUUCUCAAUAGACAAACAACUGCACCAAUGGCUCAGAAGCAGUAUAUAGCAAUUGUUCUGAUGAUGGUCUCGGCAUGUCAGAUGCUGACUAUAACUUGUUGUAUGCCAUUUAUGCUUGGACGUAAGUGUUAUUCAUACCUCAAGCUAUUUACGUUCUUUCCUUUUGCACAUGUAACAAAUUUAAUUAAUUUAACUUGUAUCCAUCAAACUACUGCAAUCUGCUAUUAUGGUAAUCCAUAAUAAUUCCAGAGUAGAUCUUGUCCACCCCACUCUCAUUGUGCACCAUGAUACGCAGUGAUUUACUUGCGUACCCCAUUGUACGCACCCAAUGCACUCAGAGGAACAACAUUGGUUACCCACCAUGGCUAAAAGAAAGGCAAAUGAAGGUCAAUACAACUAUGCAUUGGUGGAUCUAUGGAGCUCCGUCUGGAAUUAUUGAAAUAGAUAAUGCACCUCCUCCUCCUGUAUUUUCAAUGUGCAAUGUGGUUGCAUUGCCCCAGCUAGUUUAAUAUAUUUAUUCAAAUUUGACUAUUCAGAUUUGGUUGAAAAGUGAUAGAUAUAAUGGGGGGGGGGGGGGAUUCCCCUUUUUACUUGUUUCUGGUUUUUAAAUCAAAAUUAAUUAAAUAGUAAUUUUACAGUAAAGCUUUGCACAGAACAAACAAUUUUUUUUGUUGGAUAAAAUGUUUUAUUGGCAUUCAAAAAUCAAAGGAUUAAUGAAUAUUUAUAUAUAAAUAAUAAAGUAGACUGUUAUGUUAGGCUCUAUUUAUGUGUUUUAAAUUCUUUUCCAAUCCUCAAAAAUGUUUUUUUAUCAUUGUUUUUUAAAAAAUCAUUGGAUGGUUCCUUUUGGUGUCAUUGGUAUUUUCUUUUGUAUCAUUGGUUGGUAUUUUCUUUUGUUUCAUUGGUUGGUAUUUUCUUUUGUAUCAUUGGUUGGUAUUUUCUUUUGUAUCAUUGGUUGGUAUUUUCUUUUGUAUCAUUGGUUGGUAUUUUCUUUUGUAUCAUUGGUUGGUAUUUUCUUUUGUUUCAUUGGUUGGUAUUUUCUUUUGUAUCAUUGGUUGGUAUUUUCUUUUGUAUCAUUGGUUGGUAUUUUCUUUUGUAUCAUUGGUUGGUAUUUUCUUUUGUAUCAUUGGUUGGUAUUUUCUUUUGUUUCAUUGGUUGGUAUUUUCUUUUGUAUCAUUGGUUGGUAUUUUCUUUUGUAUCAUUGGUUGGUAUUUUCUUUUGUAUCAUUGGUUGGUAUUUUCUUUUGUAUCAUUGGUUGGUAUUUUCUUUUGUUUCAUUGGUUGGUAUUUUCUUUUGUAUCAUUGGUUGGUAUUUUCUUUUGUAUCAUUGGUUGGUAUUUUCUUUUGUAUCAUUGGUUGGUAUUUUCUUUUGUAUCAUUGGUUGUUUUGUUGUUUUUUUAUCAAACUAUUGCUAAUUUUGUAUGCCCUUGUCUCUCUCGCCCACCUUUUUGUUUUCCUCUUCCCCAUUUCUUAUUCCUGAUCUCUUCUUAAAUAGAAAUCAUCUAUAGUUUAAUGCUAUCUUAUUUUUAAAAAUAAUGUAUAUUAAUAUUUCUAUUUGUAUCAUUUUAAAAAAAUUUAAAUGUUUAUAGUUUUAGAGCUAUCCAAACCUGUUCCUGAACUCAGUGUUUUGCUUCUGCUUUCAGAAAUGCUGUUGUAGUGAUUGGUGCUGGUUUCCUCAUAGACAAACUUGGGAACAGAGGUAAAACUGCAAACAGCUCAUUAAAUUAAUAAGCUGAAUGGGUUAAACAGUUAGGCACACGGCUAUGAGCCCCAUUGUUGGGUGUGUCCAGGGCCCCUGAAUGCAUUAAUCUGACUUGUACAUACCCGUGUCUAAGACGCCCCCCCCCCCCCCCCCCCCCCCCCNCCUUACCUAAAUGAACUAUUUUAUUUAGUGAUUUACACAAAAGUCAAAUACUUGAAUGAACAUGUGUUGCUAAUUUUCAAGGGGCAACAGCUACCAUUUGGCCACCCUCAUUAUGGAUGCGUUGAAAAAUAAUUCGCUGCCCGCCCUGCGACUCAGUAUAGAGCUCUUCACUAAGAUCGUUUGCUGAUCCUAGCUCCAAAUAAUUCAUAUUUCUAUGAAACAUUUCCAAUACAUAAACAUUUCCAAUAGAUAAAAUUAAUUGAAUUAAAAUGAUCUCUUCUCAGAUGCCUUAAGGCUGUAAAUAAAUGGUAUUAUUAAAACAGUUAACUGAAAAUUUCUAUAUGGUAUGAAACUUAUUAAAAUUGAUAGGAUCCUGGUUCACGUUUUUUUAAAUUCCUGAAUGGCUCACCUAAGUAAAACUGAUUGAUUAUUUGAAGAUUGCGUGGUGUAGUUUGUUGGCCUCACUUAACUACUAACUUGUCUCUAUUAAAUACAUUUCCAGUUGGUGUGUUCUUGUUUUCGUCUCUUUGUCUCCUGGGCUCCUCAACAUUUGCAGCUGGAGCUUUCCUCAAGGGCACUUCUUAUCUCCUACCCAUAAUGCUCUUUGGUCGAUUGCUUUUUGGAUCUGGAAACGGCUCACUCACUAGUGAGUAAAAAUAAUUUAAUUUUUCACAGCUGUUAUCUCUAAAGGUGAGUAUUAGAUGAUGCUCUGCAUACAUAGUUUGAACUAUGUUCUAGUUUUGGCUGAGAUUAAAUAUUGAUUAUAAUUUUUUGCUGGACUAAGUCUUUGACCAUUUUUAGCGAAAUAAAUUUGUUAUUGGAGAAAAUUUUCAUCUGGAAAUAAAUUUUCUCCAAUAAAAAAUUCAUUUAUGCUUUUUAAAGAAGGAUUUCAGUUCAACCGAAUUUCCUAUCAUUCAUAUUUGUUUAUCAAAGCCUCUAAAUUGUUCCUCAAUUUUCCAAGUAAAUAUUUUAUUUCUAAUAAUCCAUAGAAGUUUUAUUCUAUUUAUUUAUAAUUUUUAAAAUGGUGACAAUUUAUUAUUAAAAAAGUUGUGGAUUAGUUAUAGAAACAAUCAGACUUUUUGUUUCCUUUUGACAUAUUUUUUUUACUAAUCCUUCCCCCACCUCCCCCCCCCUCCCUUUUUUUUUUCUAGUUGUACAAAAUAGAAUCACUGCUUAAGUUUUUUUUUAUUUAUUUAUAAUUUUUAAAAUGGUGACAAUUUAUUAUUAAAAAAGUUUUGGAUUAGUUAUAGAAACAAUCAGACUUUUUGUUUCCUUUUGACAUAUUUUUUUUACUAAUCCUUCCCCCACCUCCCCCCCCCUCCCUUUUUUUUUUCUAGUUGUACAAAAUAGAAUCACUGCUUACUGGUUCAGAGAUAAAGAGCUGGCCAUGGCUUUUGGCAUAACACUUGCUUUUUCAAGGCUGGGUAGUGUUCUUAAUUUUUUUUUAACCCAAAUGUUUGAAGAAGCCUAUGGAUUAAAAUGGACACUUUGGGGAGGUAAUGCAUAUUAGGAGCAUCCUGCUUGAAAUUUAAAAAUGUACAUUUAAUUUUAAACAGAAUUUUAAAAUGUACAUUUAAACAGAGUUUUUCUUAAAAACAUGUUCUUUUUUUAACAGACGUUAUAAUCUAUUUGAUUUUUAACUAACAUUAGUUUCAUUUUGUUUAAAAAUAAUUGAGACCAGCACUUUUUCGGCUGGUCUAUUAACCAUGAGAAUGAGAUGCCUUUUCCAUUUCUUUAUUUAGGGGCUAUGCUGUGCCUGCUGGGCUUUAUCUCCGCUAUCAUUGUUACUAUACUUGACAAACAUGGUGUCAAAGAGCUUGGGGAUGAGGGAUCUCUGAAAUCUGAAUCUAAAAAGUUGGUAUGGAAAUUUUUUGUUGUUGUAAGACAUGUAAUCUCUUCUUUAGUACCUCUUUUUUAAAAAUAAAAAAUGUUAACAACUUUUUUUUUUUUUUUUUUUUAUGACAGAAAAUAACAGAUGUUAAACACCUUUCACUUUCGUUUUGGCUGGUUGUCCUGGCCAUUAUGUUUUUCUACAAUGGAGUUUUCCCUUUUAUUUUUUUUUUUUUUUUUUUUUUUUUAUGACAGAAAAUAACAGAUGUUAAACACCUUUCACUUUCGUUUUGGCUGGUUGUCCUGGCCAUUAUGUUUUUCUACAAUGGAGUUUUCCCAUUUGUUGCAGAUGCUAGGUGAGAUAUUGGACUUCGGUAGAUCUAAGCAUGCACUCGGUUUACAAGCUAGUUGUACAUUUCUCUUUAAAAAAUGUUUGAUUUAAAAUCUUUUUUUUUUUUUAUCGUAUCAAUUUUAUAAUGGAACCGCUUACACAUUCUCAGCAAAUUCAUUCAAACCAAAUAUAAGUUGGACAAGAAGCCAGCCUCGUAUGUGGCCGGUGCAAUAUAUGAUGUCUCCAUGAUUGUCUCUCCUUUCCUGGGAGGUCUUAUUGUAAGUGUUGUUAUAGAGGAAUUUUCAGUUUAUCGAUUAUUAUAGAGGAAUUUUCAGUUGAUAAUAUAGGUAUUUUGUUAUAUUAAGUUGCAUUUAAGUUAUAUACAAGGUUGAUAAAUAUCCUACAAUUAAUUAUUUUUAAACAUAAAAUUAUUUACACCAUAAUCAGCGAUCGAUUGUAAUAUGUUUCUUUUAACAUUGUCAGUGUUGGUUUUUUAACAAGUGAUUGAAUUUCAUCACGGAAAAACUAAAUCUAGAUUUCUCAAUACAACACUGCUUCACAGCUGUCACUCUACUAGCAGAACUGACAGUUUUUAAAAUCUAUUUAGUUCACCAAAGUGGUUGUUUGUUUAGUUUAAGAAAAAAUAAGAUGUCUGAUCUGGUCAGGAUGUGUUUGGCAAGAGAGGGUACAUAGCAAUGUCUACUGCUGUCUUGACCAUCCCUGUGUUUGGCUUGUUGGCAUUCAGCUAUGUCCAUCCACUCAUCUGUACAUUGUGGUUAGGUGUCACUUAUUCAUUCGCAGCAGUAAGUUAUUUAUAUUCUCAUAAAUUAUUACUAAAAAUGUGUUUAUUUUUAAAAUAAGGUCUGUUUUUGUUUUUUUUACAGGAACAUUUAAAAAAUUUUUUUUUUAAUGUAUGUGAGACAAAUAUAUUGAGUUAUUUAUAAAGAUCUCUGCGGUUUGUUUACAUUUUCAUGUAAUGCUUGUUUUUUAUUUUACUGUUUUUAUUUUACCACAUUUCUUUAAGGAUUUGCUCUUUUUGUUAUUUCAAGGCAAGCAUGUGGCCAAGCAUACCAUUGGUUGUCUCGCAAACAACCCUGGGUACUGCCAUGGGCCUGACCACAAGUGUCCAGAUGGUUGGCAUUGGAAUCUCCAAUGUCAUUGUUGGGCAAAUCCUAGGCAAAGAUGACGAGUAAGUGUCCGUCUGAGAAUUAAAAUUCAUGUUGUACUUUUUAAUGUCCUGCGAUCAGAGGAAUCUUAAUCACACUUGCGACAUUCUCUUUGUGUAACCUUUCAGUACUGAUGAUGCUGGGAAACUCCUCCGAUGGAAGUAUGUUAUGAUCUUCCUCUUGGGAAAUACCAUUUGCUGUAUUCUGGCUGCAUUCUUCCUGAAUGUUGUUGACAGGAGAAGGGUAAGGGAUUUUAUUUGAUUUUCAUUGAAGAUCAAAUUUUUUUUAAGGUGCCUUGCUCAUUGUCUGGCUGGGCAUGAAUGAUAGAAAUAUUUCUAACAGCAGUGAUUUUCCAGCAAUUGUCUGUUACGAGGCCAAGAAAUUUUGGGUCUUUAGAUUAGCAACUAUAUAUAUAAUAUAUGACAAGAUCAAUACUUUUAUCAUAUAAAACAUUAUGAGCAAUUAAACUAAUUUAUUAUUAUUAUUAAAUCUCAGAUUUUUCCUUCAAGACUCAAUUUUUAUUUUUGGGUUGCAGUGGGUUAUUAUUCCUCCACAUGUGUUAUUUUCCACUCUCAAAUCUUUAAAACAAUACAAAUUAUGUCAAGUAUUAUUCCUUACCAGUUAAUCUGUAUUUUAUUGUACAAUAGGGUGGAAUAUUAAACAUAAGCAAGCAUCAGAAGCUUUUGUUGGCCAGGCAGAAAGCUGAAGUAAAUCAGACAGAAGAGCCGCCACCUGAAUUGGAGGGUGAGGAGGACCCAUUGUUGCCAGGAGGCCCUGGACGUAAAUAUUUACAAGAUGGGAAUUCACUGAAUUAAUCUCUGACCAGCUCUGUGGUGUAUUUUUUUUAACCCUAAAUUUGUAGAUAGCUCUUUUAAAGAAAAGAACUGAUAAACGACAGAGAUAGUUUGUUUCAUAUUGAAGCCUUAUCAGUGGGGUCAUAAUGAACUAUUUUAUACUAAGCUUAUCAAUGAAGACUAAAUGAACUAUUUUGUAAGAAGCCGAUUUUUGAAGUCAUAAUUUUUAAUGGUAAAUCCUCCUUAAUUCAAUUUUUUCCUGAAAACAGUCACUUACAGAAUGCAGCACCAACAUUUGCUGUUACUUAAAACACAAUAAUUAAAUGAAAUUCUCUGAAACCAUCCUCAAAUGGAAACAAAAUUAUUUUUAAUGGCCAUUGAAGUAAAUGCUUCACAUAUGUCGCAAGCAAAAGUGAUGGUAACUUACACAUUUAUAAUAAUUGUAGUCUUUAUAACUACUUUAAAGUAACAACCCAUGCCGCAAGCAUCAAGGCUGUGAUUGAUUGGCUGCAUCUAAAGUAAUUUAUUAAUAGGGGUAUAAGACUUUGUAAAUCAUUUAUACAAAAAAGUCUUCUAGAGAUGAUCGUACAUGGAAUUUCUUGGCUUAAUAUGAUCAGGUUGUUUGUUGUUCUGACUUACUUUAUGAAAUAAUAAUAGCGGUUCUAUCAUCAGUAGAAGUGUGGACACAGUUCCUUUAAAAAAAAAUUUUUAUGUACAUUUGAAUGAAAGGAGGAAUUACAUGUGGUUUAGGUUUUGUAAAUAUUUCUUAAUCUAUUUGUUAAUAGCUUUAUCUGAAAACCAACUGAGUGUUUGGUUUGGAAUUAAUUUGUUGCAAAUGAUAUAAAAAUAAUUUUCAUUUGAAAAACUUAUUUAAUGUCCAGAGUCAGGUCUCAGGGAACUUUGGUUUAAUUAGUUUUGAUGAUAACGUCACCAGGAUGGUAGUGGUGCAUGGUAAUUUAUUUAUGAGACAGGUUGAAAUGCAUCUUGAGCUUAAAGAUUACAAAGUGGGCAGCACGUCUUAGUUCUUUCAGGUGCACAACAAAACUGAAGAAACUUCUAACUGUCCUAACUCUGAUAACAUUGAGGUUGUUAGAAGAACUCUUAAGUGAACAUUGUCCUAGACUGAAUGGGGUAAUUUCAUAAGCAAAGAAUAGGCAAAUAUUUCCCUAAGCUGCAAUAUUCUACUUAGGUGAAUCAUUGUUUUCAUUUUAAAAAUUACUUAUUAACUUUUUUUAUGCUUGAUAAUGAUAUUAUAAAUAAGGCACAAAAUAGAUUUUUAAAAUGAAAAUUUUGUCUUAUAUGCCUCCAAUAUAAAUUAUGAUAAAUUGAAGUUAGUUUAAUAUUUUUAUGCUACUGUAAAUGAAGAUGCUGUUCUUUUUAUGUUUUACACAAGUUGUACUGAUUAACAUACAAAAAUGGCAACAUAAUGUACUUCAGUUUUUUGUUUUUUUAAAUUAUGAAAUUGUUCUAUUAUGAGGGAUUAAUUUCACUAUGCUACAAAAUUUUAUUUUUGUGGAUUUAAAUUUGGUUUUUAGUCCGCCACGGUGCCUUAGGAGUUCAUUUCAAAUGAAAUCCUUGAACACAUUUUGAAACCAUACUUGUCAAACAUAUUUCAGCCAUAUCAUGCAUAUUUGAUCUUUAUUUUGAGUUUUUGAUUUACUUGAUUUUUAACUAUAAUGAAAAUAAUCUCUUUAUUACUUUAAAUUUCUGUAUUUUAAAAGGUUGUUAGUUUAGAUUACAUACAGAGAAGACUCAUUAAUUUACUUAAUGUCACCGGAUGUGUACAAAAAAUUAAGAAAAAAGAGCCAUUGCUGCCAAAGUAUGCAUGAUUUUAAAGAAAAUGGUAUAAGAGGAGAUGAUUUAAGGUGAGAUGAUGGUUUAAGGGGCGAUAAUGGUUUAAGGGGAGAUGAGUAAUCUACAUGAAAGCAGACAUUCAUCUUACCACUUGUAGGAUGAUUUGUUCAUAAUAGUGACAGUGAUAUUUUUUGUUGUUAUUGAUGGAUAAGAAACUUCUUUUAAAAAAAUAUUCAAAAUGUAUAAAACAUUUUUCAAAAUUUUUUGUAAAUCAUAAAUUUUUAAAGAUAUAUACAUGUCAGUGUUAACUUACUGGCCUGCUUUCAUUUGACGGCAUGACGUGACUGACACUUUAAUUCGAAACAGGAUUUUAUUAUACAUAUUUCUUUAUUGCAGCUGCAUUUUUAGCUAUGAAUAUGUCAAGAAUUUUUUUUUUUUAGCUAUGAAUGUCAAGAAGUUUUUUAUUCUCAAAAUAAAAGUACUGAAAGUGUAGAAUAAUGUAUAGUAUAUAUGUAAAUUGCUAUUUAAAAAAAAAUAUAUUAAUUCCUAAUAAAAAGAAAUCUAUUUAUUUUCCCCUAUUAUAUGUAAGAGCUAAAAAAAAAUCUUGCAGAGUUGUAAGAUAUAUUCACACGUUGUGGGGACUUAAAGUUAAUUCAACUCAUGUUGCCAGGUUAGCUUUAAUCAGGUGUUGGAAAAUAAGCUUGCAGUAAGUUUUUUCAGGUGGUUUUGGAAUGCAAGGUUUAUUCAAGUGCAUUUGGAAUUUAAGGUUUUAUUCAUGUUUUGCUGGAUGUAAGAGUUGUUCAGCUGUAGCUGGAAGUAGGUAUUGCAAGGUUUAUUUAAUAAGUAUAGAUGACUUGUAAGAUUUACAAAUUCACAAAAUACUUCAUAGAUUUUUAUUUUACAUUGGCUGUAUGUCGUCCUAAUUUUUUAGGGCAUUUCCUGUUGACGAUCUUUUUAGAACAAUCCUUUAAAAAUAAUUCUGUAUAACCAUGCUUUUGUUAUCUUCACUAUACAUUAUAUGCAAACAGAACGCAAUCAGUGCUUUGUGCUCUAAGUCAAGUAUUGCAUUUUAAAAAAUCAGUUUGUAAUAUUGCCCCAUAACUAUAAAUAAAACCACACAAUAUAUGUAACUUAACCUCCAUUUACUCUUUAUAAUUCAUCCAAAGUUUACAUUCCAAGUCUUUUGUGGAUUCUGGGAUUAAUGCACAUUAAACCAUGGGAAAGCUUUUUUGUUUUCCUCCGACUUUACUGCAUCAGUAAGAAUAUUUUCUUUAUUUCAUAGUUCCAUUUCAGAUUGGCUUUCACAUAAUCACUUUUAUAGAUUUAUUCUUCAUUAUUCCUUUUCCCCCCAGUGUAUUCUGGCAUUUUUUUUCUAGUUAUAUAUAUAUAUUUUUUUUUUAGUUGGUUCUUGAAGAGAAGCAAUUUCUUGUUUGAAAUUUUUAAAUGCAAGUUUUGAUAUUAAACCUAUCUAUAAAGCUUUCAAGGAAUGUAUUUAUGAAAGUGAUCUUGACUGAUUUUGUUCUCAAUUGAACUGAAACUGUAAAUGCACAAAGGAAUACCAAACAUAGACAAUUAACAUUUUUAAAGCCACUUGGGUUUUUUUUUUUAUAUGGUUGGUUGAUACAGUAACCCAGUGAAAUAAAUUUGCUCUUGUCAUUUGUGGUAGUUUAUUUUAGUUAAACUGAAGAAGUAAGUUUACAAACAUAUAGUCCAUUCAAUUAUCUUUCAUUUGGUACCUCAUUUUGUCUUACAAACCCAACAAUAAUAUUUUUAAUUGUUUUUUAAUCCCAACCUCUCACUUCUGGUACCCGGGUACAAAUAGUCGCAGCCAUCAGAUUUUUGUCCAUUUAAGAAAAGCUCCAUGUAAAAAAAAUUAUAAUUUAUUUUGUGAAUUGUAUCUUUCAAAACUAGACUAGAGUGUUGCAAUUUAAAAAAAAAAAAGAAAAGAGACAUACAUUUAAUUCAUCACAAUACUUUAUUACCGAUUUCAGUGUGAGCCUAAAAUAAUAAAUUGGCAUAUUAUGUGAAUAAAUACAUUUUCACACAAAAAAUGCAGCCUGAAAUACUUAUAGAUCAAUUAUAUGUUAAAAUGUAAAUAAAACCCUUCUGCUUCACAGAAUGACAUUAUGAUAAACUCUUGUUGUUUUAGUGUUUGCCCAGAUGUUAUAUAUAAAUCCAACUGUGUUAAGUGCCAUCUCACUCAAUUUAUUGUGGUGUGACCUCUAAUUCAGCGGAGAAGACACUAAGCCUGUAUAGUUCGCUUACAAGUUUAAAUUUCAAAAAAUUAAUAUCAGAA